Cladophialophora immunda is the source of this 1711-nucleotide messenger RNA. RefSeq lists its product as uncharacterized. The transcript is spliced from 3 exons. Lineage: Eukaryota; Fungi; Ascomycota; Eurotiomycetes; Chaetothyriales; Herpotrichiellaceae. The record is from RefSeq and is a predicted model, not a curated record. Gene Ontology annotation, cellular component: cytosol. Gene Ontology annotation, molecular function: NADH pyrophosphatase activity; metal ion binding. Gene Ontology annotation, biological process: NAD+ catabolic process; NADP+ catabolic process. Bases 224 to 1585 code for a protein of 453 amino acids.
UCGGAGGAGUAGCUAAUAGCAACCCAUUGACUAUCCCAUCCCCCAAUCCGACACCUACUCUUUUGGGGGGCCAGCCUCUUUCGUCUACUCCCACUCCCCUCCCCCCGAUUUCUCAUCUCUCGUCCCGUUUCCCGCAUUUGUCACCAGGAAAUCUUCUUGUUCCCUUUCCGUUACAACUGCGUGGUUGUUGUCCUUGUUGUUGGGGGUUUCCUAUUUUUUGUAUAUGAUCAGGACCUCCUCCCUAUGCAUCACGCGCCAUAGACUUGGACUCCGUUGCGUCGGCACAGGGCAUAGAUUGGCUCAUUCAAGCGUCCGCGCCCCUCACAUCGUCACCGAGCUGAGCAACAUGGCCGCCAUCCCUCACCCCGAGUUACCGCGCCCGGCCCAUCUCGACCGCGACUCUGCGCUCGGGCGCAAGUUCGGGAAGGAGGUGACCAACUACUUUGGAGGCUCGCCCAUCAACCGAGUCUCGUUCCUGCGUGAAGACUACACCUUCCUCGCCGGCGCGUUUGCGCACCCGACGACCCGAUUCCUCGUCUACAAGACCCUCUCCCCGCUCAUCAAGUCCCCGACCGAGAUCCACUUCGCGACCUACGACGAGGUCAAGACGUUGCUCCCCAACAACCCCUUCGAGAGGGGCGAAAAGGCGGUCGUGGACGACUUCGACUCGAGCAUAGAUAUCCCCCAGCUGGUGUUUUUGGGGCUGGACGAAAACGUCGCGCAUGGCUUCUCGUACAAGAAUUUCACGGGCGCGCCGCACUGGGCACUGGACAUCACGCCCAAGAGGACCUACGACAAGGAGGCCAACGAGUUGAUCGACGGGAUGUUGGAACAAGGGCUGAAGUUCAGCGAGGGCAUGCGUGCCAUGAACUUCCCGCCCGACAUUGCCGCUCAGUACGCCCAGGGCCGCCACUAUCUCGACUGGAACUACCGCAACACCUUCUGCGGCACGUGCGGCCACAGAACACUCUCCGUCCACGGCGGAGCCAAGCGAGUCUGCCCCCCAACAGACAAGGCCGAAACCCCCCAGGAGCGAGAACCGUGCUCGACCCGAACGACGCUCUCGAACCUCACAUUCCCCCGCACCGAUCCCACCAUCAUCGUCGCGGUGCUCAGCCACGACAGCAAACGCCUCCUCCUGGGCCGGCAAAGGCGCUGGCCUCCGCACUGGUAUUCCACGCUGGCGGGCUUCAUCGAACCGGCCGAAAGCGUCGAGGACGCCGUCCGGCGGGAAGUCUGGGAAGAGUCCGGGGUCGUCCUUUCGCGCGUCCUCGUGCAUUCCACCCAGCCCUGGCCGUACCCGGCGAACUUGAUGAUCGGUGCCAUCGCGCAGGCGGCGUCUCCCGAGGACGAAGAGAUCCGGCUGGAGUACGACCCGGAACUGGAGGUCGCCAAAUGGUUCAGCUUGGAGGAGAUCCAGGAGGCCCUGCAGAACGGGACCAGCGGGCUGGGCGACCCGGCGCCGGAGGGGUACAAGGAGGGAAGUCUGAGGCUGCCGCCCCCCACGGCAAUCGCCAACCAGUUGAUUUCGGCGGUGGUCAAGGGUGGAUUUUUGGAGGGUGUUACGCCCAUCACGAAGCUGUAGAGCGGAGAGGUCUGCCAUUUGUCUGGAUGUGCUCGCUGAGAGAUACUUUUUGUGUUGCGGUUUGUGCAGCUCCGUCCGUUGUGUCAGCCGGAUAGACAUUCAGUGCCUAGAUCCCCCCCCUCCCCC